CAUCGGUUCAAAGUUGAAAGUCAAAACAACACUACAGUUGUGCAGUAUGGCGGUCUUGGCAGGAUGCAGAGUUUAUCUGCAAUCUUUUCGAACACAAAUGGGAAAGCUUGAGGGAGUUUACAAAUUACACGAGCAUGCAAAGUCUUUGCAUCAUGCUGCCUCAAACAAACUGGUGUAUUGUCGUCCGGCAAGGAAUGGCGCUAGCCGUAAUUCCAGCUCCGACGCUAAGUCAGGGGAAGAUCUGAGCGUUAGGUAUUUGGACGGAGAAGAUUCAGGAAUUGUUGUUUUUGGAAUCAACAGAGCAAAAGCCAAAAAUUCCAUUAGCAAAAAUCUGGUCAAUUUGAUGUCAGAGGCUGUAGAGAAGGUGAAAAAGAAUAACAAAGUACGAACUGUCAUUUUGUGCAGUUUGGUGCCUGGGAUAUUUUGUGCAGGUGCAGACCUGAAAGAGAGGGCCAAAAUGCACCAAAGUGAAGUGGGACCUUUUGUCUCAAAAGCAAGGGCCCUAAUCACAGAACUUGGUAAUUUGCCAAUGCCUACAAUUGCUGCCAUCGAUGGAGCUGCGUUGGGAGGGGGACUGGAGAUGGCCCUUGCCUGUGACAUCAGAAUUGCAUCAAACUGUGCAAAAAUGGGACUGGUAGAGACCAAACUUGCAAUAAUUCCAGGAGCAGGUGGCACCCAGCGACUGCCUCGUGCUAUCGGGGUGGCUCUGGCCAAGGAGCUGAUCUUUGCAGCACGGGUGGUGGACGGGGCGCAGGCACGAUCCUUGGGCCUAGUCAGCCAUGCGGUGGAGCAAAACAAGAGUGUAGACGCCGCCUACUUGCGAGCACUGGACCUGGCCCGAGAAUUUAACCCCCAGGGCCCUAUCGCCAUUAGGAUGGCAAAGUUGGCUAUCAAUCAGGGUAUAGAGGUGGAUUUAGCUACAGGAUUAGCUAUUGAAGAGGCAUGCUAUGCCCAGGUGAUACCAACCAAGGACAGGCUGGAGGGCCUCACCGCCUUCAAGGAAAAGCGCACUCCUCGCUUCAAGGGAGAGUAACGCUGGCAAAUCACAAGCCACAGCCUUCCUCUGCUUCUGUCAGAUUCCCAGUAAUGGUGAUAUAGCCCAUGCCCUCCGUAGAACUGGAGCGUACUACGUAGAGGUUCAUGGUCAUUUGCACGCAUUGUAAAACGGACUGAACACUACAUUGGGAAGUAAAAUGAUUUAUGCUGAGCAAACAGAUGAUCUGAAUUUUGCAUGUAUUGUUGUUCAAGUUUGUAAGUGGCCUGUCCUUGGCUGCAAAGUAGUUUGUCUUCCAUGUACUGAAAUCAUUGUUUUCUUCUAUGAUUCACAGUGAAUGAUUUAUGUUCAAUGUAACUAAUGUAAAUCAUCAUGUCAACUAACUGUUUAUACUAACAAGAAAUGUAUAUUAUCAAGAAAUGGCCACAAAGCGUAAACAACUUUUUUGGUCAGCCUUGUUUUAGUAAAUUUCACAACUUAAUUUCAUGACAAAUCAUAAAAAAGCCAACUGCAUGUUGAAUGCAAUGGACUUCGAAGUUAACUUUUUUUAUUUGAGAAGAAAGUUACUCCCAAGGGGUAACAUUUGUAGAGCAAUCACAAUAAAAGUAUUGUCUCCAACUCAAA
Molecule: messenger RNA, 1618 nt
Organism: Osmerus eperlanus (European smelt)
Lineage: Eukaryota; Metazoa; Chordata; Actinopteri; Osmeriformes; Osmeridae
Gene: auh
Product: AU RNA binding protein/enoyl-CoA hydratase
Exons: 10
Coding region: 47-1033 (328 amino acids)
Biological process (GO): fatty acid beta-oxidation
Cellular component (GO): mitochondrion
Molecular function (GO): enoyl-CoA hydratase activity
Source: RefSeq, a predicted model, not a curated record